GCAAAUGGCGACCCAAGUUCCAACGGACCAAGAGUCUUGAGCGCGAUGAAGCUGACUAUUUGUAUUCGGGUGGCCUCUUGGCUGAGAGAUAAUGACUACGGUUCGGAGUAACUAGUCGCAAGCAGCUGGGUAUCUAGAAUCGAUGCCCCAUUUCAAAAUGGGUCCGGCCAAGACAACCAUGCAGUUGAGGUGCAAGGGAGGAGGAUAAAUUUCAAAGAAGACCAACGUCUUAUCGCCGCUCAUUGCUUUCGUGGUCUUUAAAGGCCAGCAAAUCCCGAGCUGGUCAAGGGAUACGCCCAAAAGCAGCACAAACCUAUAGCGGCUGUCAUCCUGGUUCACCAUGGCUGAGCCAGUCUACAACGCUUCGACGCCGGAGGGCGGGGACCCGACCAAGGUCGAUGUGAACGCACAAUACGCCGGAUAUGAGUACAAUUACGUUUAUAUCGUCACAUGUACAUUCAUCGUCUUCUUCAUUCUACCUGGUAUUGGCAUGCUUUACAGCGGUCUAACACGGAGGAAAUCUGCGCUGGCGCUGCUCUUCCAGUCCUUCAUGGUUCUUGCGGUAUCUACAUUCCAGUGGUUAUUCUGGGGCUAUUCGCUUGCCUACUCCAGAGAUGGGGGACCGUUCAUUGGUACCCUGAAGAACUUUGGGUUGAUGGAUGUCCUGGUGGCACCUUCGCCUGGCUCCGCUGUAUUGCCAGAAGUCGUCUUCUGUCUAUUCCAGCUCCUGUUUUGCGCAUGCACUGUAAUGAUCGUCGUUGGCGGUGCCUUCGAAAGAGGGGGUAUCAUACCGUCGUUGAUCUUCAGCUUCUUCUGGGCAACCAUCGUCUACUGCCCAUUGGCCCGGUGGACAUGGAGCAGCAACGGAUGGUUAUACAACUUACCAGCGAUUGAUUUUGCUGGAGGAGGUCCGGUGCACAUCGCUUCCGGCUGUACAGCCUUGGCGUACGCCUUGGUUUUGGGGAAGCGUAGAGACUAUGGGGAGCCUUCGCUCCGCAAACCACAUAAUACCACUCUGGUUUUCCUCGGCACUGUCCUGAUUUGGACUGGAUGGUUGGGGUUCAAUGGAGGCUCAAGUCUCAAUGCUAGCAUGCGCGCCAUGGUUGCCGUCUUCAACACAAACACGGCCGGAUGUAUGGGCAUCCUCGGGUGGGUGCUGGUUGACAUGAUCAAGUAUAAGGGAAAGUUCACCAUGGUUGGUGCUUGUGAAGGUGCAAUUGCUGGCCUUGUCGGGAUCACGCCAGCGGCUGGCUGCGUAUCUCUGUGGCUCGCGGCGUGUAUUGGCUUCAUUACCAGCGUUGUAUGCGCCUCCCUCCAGAACGUGAACGAGUGGAUCCACGUUGAUGAGGGCAUGGAUGUCUUCAAGCUCCAUGGCCUCGGUGGUAUGGUGGGCGCUUUCCUAACGGGAUUAUUUGCGAGUGAAAAGAUCUCGGCGCUGGAUGGAAGCAGCCUGUCCCCUGGAGCCAUUGAUGGAAAUGGCGUCCAGGUUGGAAAGCAGCUGGCGGAGAUCUGCGCUAUCGCUUCAUACUCCUUUGUCGUGUCCUACAUUAUGCUUCUCAUUCUCAGAUACAUCCCCGGGAUGGAAUUCCGGGUGAAUGACGAGGAUGAAAUGCUUGGACUCGAUCAGACUAAGUUCUUUGAUGAGCAGAUUGGGGAUUGGUCUAUGAUGGCUCAUGGGACAGCUACCCCGACCUUGGUCGGGGUAUCAAAGGAUUCCUCCGCUUCCGUGACUGAGUGCGGAGAAAGGAAAACUAGCGACGCAUAAUUUGUAUGACCAUUAUUUGUUCAAGAUGAAUGUCAUUAGAGUUCAGUACACAUGCAGAAGGUGCACCUAGAACGGUUCGAUAAGUCGAUACAGCCUGCCUGAGCGAGUCUUCAUGUGAUUCCGUUUGAUUGUAUCGACUCAUAGUAGUAUUCAGUACCCCGCGAAUGCAGUGCAGAGCAAAGGUAGGGUACAUAAUGCUUGAUAACAGCCGCCCUCGUCAGGGGCGUGUCUUGGAGGCGUGGAAUAUAUGCUCACGUGCCAUGCUGACUGAGCGGCUCACCGCCCGGGCAAAAUCAUCGGCG
Aspergillus sclerotioniger CBS 115572 is the source of this 2067-nucleotide messenger RNA. Its product is annotated as ammonium transporter. Bases 341 to 1765 code for a protein of 474 amino acids. NCBI's taxonomy places the organism in Eukaryota, Fungi, Ascomycota, Eurotiomycetes, Eurotiales, Aspergillaceae. The record is from RefSeq and is a predicted model, not a curated record. Gene Ontology annotation, molecular function: ammonium channel activity. Gene Ontology annotation, biological process: ammonium transmembrane transport. The transcript is spliced from 5 exons. Gene Ontology annotation, cellular component: plasma membrane.